AUGUCGGCGAAACUGCGUGCGAGCAGCUUGCCGUCACAGGCUGGCCUGAUGAGGAUGCGAGGUGAUCUUCGUGGUACAUCUGCACGAUUCCGGGUUCAGCUGGACAAGCCCAGUCCAGCCACGAUCUAUUCGGACCCCAUCUCCCGAAUUGGCAUGGAGGUCAAGCGCCACGAUUCGAAUGCGAGGUUGGUCGUCAAUGACGUCGACGAGAAUCCAAGGCAAAGGACACCGGUGGCCCAGUGGAACACUGCCGAAGAGCGGCAGGCAGACCGUGGUGAUGAGGAACAGCAUGCCAGCCACGCAAUCAAGCCAGGUGACCGCAUCAAGGCGGUGAACAACCACAAUUCUGCAACUCUGAUGCUCAGCGAGCUGCAGGAAGCCGCGAAGCCGGAGGAGCCACGCCCCGUGAACCUGGAGGUGUCACGAGAUAUCUCGAAUGUGCUGGCACCAUCACCUCCGAAGCCGAAAACAUCUGCGAGUGUGCCUGCGCUGAUCCCGGAGGGAGGGCCUUCCUCCAUGAGCCGCCCGCCCAAACCACCCAGGAAGGUUACCCAGCAGGUUCCUUGCUUGACCUUCGUAGACAUGUAG
This is a messenger RNA of Symbiodinium necroappetens, 588 nucleotides long. NCBI's taxonomy places the organism in Eukaryota, Dinophyceae, Suessiales, Symbiodiniaceae. The record is from the annotation of a GenBank genome assembly.